Phyllotreta striolata is the source of this 2494-nucleotide messenger RNA. The record is from the annotation of a GenBank genome assembly. Lineage: Eukaryota; Metazoa; Arthropoda; Insecta; Coleoptera; Chrysomelidae.
GAACCGCUGGCGAUCGGUCGUUGUGGUACUCAUUUGGUACUCCUGGCAAAAAGUGCGAGUACCGGCGAUUCGCGCGCACUUUUCUAAAGACAUUUCGGGCCGCGCGAGCAUGUGAGUUUUUCGUGCAGGAAUUCCGGGAGCGCUGCCAACAUGAAGAAGAGACGGCAAUUAUUGGAUUCCGAUGAAAAUUUACUACCCAAAUCCACCGAAAGAUACUCCAAAAUCGAUGAUCCCGGACGAGAAAAGCAACGGCCGCCGAUCUACAACCCGGAGGACUACGCGUACUUGCUGAAGAAAUGGGGCAAAAAGUCCGGCCACGGCGGCGCCCUGACGCUCUACGCGUCGUCGAGCGUCUCCGACCUGGAGAGCAACCACUCGCGCGCGAGCACCUUCAGGGACUACAGGAACCCCAUGCUGAGCGCGGCCGGCGUGGAGAUGACGCUGCGGCAAUUCGGAACGGUCUCCGAGCUGCUGGCGAAGCUCAAGAGCGACCUGCGGCUGGCCUAUCCCAGCUUCGUGCAGGAGUUCGUGGCGGAUCCACUGGACGGGGUCACGUUGCUGCUGGACCUGCUGCGCGCCAUCCAGCUGAACCAGACCAACAACGUGCAGCUGCAGCAGUCGGCGCAGGGCACGAACGCGCCCAAGCUGCCGCCGGCCGUCCAGCGAAGGACCCUUCUCGACGAGCUGUCCUGCCUGCAGUGCCUCCAGAACUGCUGCGCCCGCUACUCGGAGGCCGUCAGGAAGCUCACCGCCUGCUCGGCCAGGCUCUUCGCCGUCGCCGUGUGCAUCAUGAGCAACGUCAAUAAAUCCAGGAUAGUCGCUUUGGAGCUGUUGAGCAGAGCCUGCGAGCCUCCCGCCAGCAAUCACACGGCCGUAUCGGAGGCCAUGUCGACUUUGAGGCUGAGGUUCGGCGAGCCCGUGCGAUUCCGGUUCUUAGUGGGCAUGCUAAGUUCGGCUGGAAGCCACGUGGAGCUGCUGUCGGCCGGCCUGCGGUUCCUGAACGCCUUCCUGAAGACGUCGGGAUCGGUGCAGAAGCGGGUGUACCUGCAGGCCGAGCUCGAACAGGCGGGGUUCGAUCUUACCGCCAUCAGGAAGAAUAUCGGAGUGAAUCUGGGCGUUUGCGAGCCGCUUUUGGAUGAAAUGGAGACGUUCGAGAAGCAGUUUAUCGAUAUAGAAAGCUUGAGGACUCGCACGGAAUACGCCGAGAAGGAAAACGGUUGCUUGAAGGACAAGCUCACCGAGUUGGAGCAAAAAAUUCAAGUUCUGCAGGAGGAAAAAGGAAUACUGAUAUCCAUGGACCAAUGCCUCAGGGAGAAAUGCAGCGAACUAACCGAAGAAGUACACUCAUUGAAAUCCGCGCAAUCGAUAGAAAUCACAUCCAAAAAUCAAGAAUCGCCGCCAGAAGACGAAGGAAUAUCCUCAUCCGAGCGCACCCCCAGCCCCGAGAACGACCUCCAACCCGCCUCGCCGGUCUUCGAGCUGUACGCGGCGCCCUCGCCGCAAAUCCUCGACGACUUCGACGAGGAGGACGAGACCACCAUCGAGGAGGUGAUCCAGGAGCUGCGCGACAUCAUCAGCAACGAGGAGACGGAGGCCUACAACAGGGAGAACGCGCAGCCGCGCCGCCUGCGCGACGACUGCGAGAUCGUCCCCGUCAGGCUGCAGCCGGAGCCGCCGCGGAAGUCGCGCAGCCUGGUGCACCUGUUCGCCCGCGCCGGCGGCGACUACGAGCCCGAUACCAAGGAGAUCUUCUUCGAGGCGGAGAGCCUGACCAGCGACAGCUCGUUUUCGGUGGUGGACGUGUCCGAUUGCCGGCAGAAGAAGCGAUCGCAGUCGUUCAAGCAGCCGCCCAGAGGUGAGAUUGAUGUGUGGAGGCGGCCCGUGCAGAAGGAGGAUGCUGAUGAGAAAGGCGGGAGCGCCGAUGGGUUGUUGGAGGAGAGGACCAAAAGCGACUCGGGGAAUUUAUCGGUGAACUCACUGUGCAGGAGCAUUUCUAACGUGUACAUCAACAAGGAUACGAAGACGAAGCUUGGUACUUAUUCUGAGGAGAAGCAUCGAAUGUUUCUGCCGUCGAACGGCGACGAGAAUGAGAUGUUGUAUUAUUUUCCGAGGAUACAGGAGAGGAAGUGCAGCAAUUCGUCGAGUUUUUUGAUGAGUAGAGGUUACAACAACGCGGGGUUGUACUCGGGGCAGAGCAUCGAGAAUCACCGGUAUUUCUCGAGGAGUCGAGAAGUCGUGGGGAGCGAUUGCAGGAGUUCCGGUAAAUUGACCGAUUAUCCUUCGGGAUUGUAUUAGUUAUUUCGAGGCUUGAAUUAUGGGAUAAAGUUCACUUUAUUUAAAUGCAUGACAAUAUUUGGGUGUAACAGUUUAUUGCAUUUAUGGGAUCACCUUGUACUUCAUCAAAAGUUAAUCAGUAAAUUAGUAUAAUAUAGGAUUAUUCAAGAAGUAGGUGUUAUUUGUUAGGUUUAUGUAAAAUAUAUCUUUUGUAUGAAAA